GAGUCUCUCUAGUAUUUAUUCUCUUUUGUAUCAGCAUAGACCACCUCCUUAUAUUCUCUCUUUCAAGACUCUCUCUUUCAAGAAACAAUGAAGAGACUGCUAGUAGAUGGUGAGACCUCUCCUAAAGCCGGUCCCUCUUCUUCCCUUGACAUUUCUGAUUAUGGUUUAAAAUCACCUUGUGAUGUGAGAAUUUCUAGGAGGCGAUCAGCUAAUCAUAAUCUGCCUCCUGCUGGUGCUAUUAGCUUGAAAUCCCCCAUGGUUAGGCCUUACGUUCGAUCAAAAAUGCCUCGCCUUCGAUGGACUCCUGAUCUUCACCACUGUUUUGUACAUGCAGUCGAAAGGCUUGGUGGAGAAGACCGUGCUACUCCAAAGAUGGUUUUGCAGAUAAUGAAUGUGAAGGGUCUUACAAUAUCUCACGUAAAGAGCCAUCUUCAGAUGUACAGGAGCAUGAAGCAUGAGCAGAUGAUACAAGAAGCGGUUUUGGCAGCUCAGAGGAACGAUAAGGCACCAGGAAUUCACUAUUCAAACUAUUUCUCACACCGGGACUCUAUGAGCUGCCUGGAGAAUCAUCACUUGGAAGACCAGGGAUUAAAUAACAAUUUACUACCCUAUCAAGACCAUGGAACUCAUAACCCCAGUUACAAGCAUGCUCUUAAGAAUACCAGCAUGCCAGCACAAAGGAAAGAAAAGCAAGAGAUGUGGAUUGGAAAGAGAUUGCUGACUGAGUCAUUUUCACAUGGAAAAGUAACAAGCAACGAUCCUUGUAUCAUCUUCAAGGAUCUACUCAAAAGCUGCACGACUACUCAAAGGAGUAAUGUGCAAGAUAAGAAUCGGCAGAGUUUAGAAGAUUUAGCUGAGAUUGCACAGAGAGUAGAAGGGGACAAAAUGUCUUUAUUACUAAACUCCAAAGCUUCAGAGUCAGUGUUGAAGCUGAGGAAAGCUGAGAGUUUAGGUGUGGAUGAUGUUUGUCUUGAGCUCACUCUUGGUUAGAAUAUAAUGGCGCACAUUAUGAAGGAGACAGUUUGGUGUUUCUGAAAGUUUCUGAGCUUCAUUUUGUUAUGUUGCUAUAGUUUUCAAGCAAAGAUCCCACAUGGAAAGUGGAAACAACCAUAUAUGGGAGACGUAAAGCACAUCUGAAAUCGAGCAGCAAAUUAAUGAAACUUAAUGACUGGGUAAUUAGUUCAAAUUAAGAAUAAUCAAUAGAUUAUUGUUGGCCUAAUAACAACUGCUGAUUUCUUACAGUUAUCUAUAGCCUAUAAAGAAAUAACUGUCAAUAAGCAUAUAGAAAGAAAGCACGCACACUAAAUGUAUAAAACAUGAGUAUGAGAAGGUGAUUAUCUUCUCCAGCUAAAUGACAGGCUUAGCAAUGCGAAAUUAAAGAAAAUGUCGGCAGCUGAAUUGUUUUGUGUAUGCCAGUAGUACAAUAUCUGUUGGAUGUUUUUAAAAAUAAAACUGUGCAACCUUCUAUAUCGGCCAGUUAUUGCAAUGUCCGGAAGAUGAAGGCAUUUAUCCUCCCAUUCUGAUAAAUACAUAUGAAAAAAAUGAAAAAAAAAAGAAGUUUCACCACAACCUCUGGAAUUGAGCAAUAAUUGUAUUCCAAGUUAGAUGAACCUAACUGUAUUGUAUUAGAUGAACCUAAUAAUUGUAUU
Molecule: messenger RNA, 1649 nt
Organism: Hevea brasiliensis (rubber tree)
Lineage: Eukaryota; Viridiplantae; Streptophyta; Magnoliopsida; Malpighiales; Euphorbiaceae
Product: putative Myb family transcription factor At1g14600
Exons: 6
Coding region: 88-990 (300 amino acids)
Molecular function (GO): DNA binding; DNA-binding transcription factor activity
Source: RefSeq, a predicted model, not a curated record